Messenger RNA from Aspergillus aculeatinus CBS 121060, 291 nucleotides. RefSeq lists its product as uncharacterized. The transcript is spliced from 4 exons. The coding region runs from base 1 to 291 and encodes 96 amino acids. NCBI's taxonomy places the organism in Eukaryota, Fungi, Ascomycota, Eurotiomycetes, Eurotiales, Aspergillaceae. The record is from RefSeq and is a predicted model, not a curated record.
AUGCUUGCCAUCAAAUCUUUGUCCCUAAGUGCGCUGCUCCUCGCGGCGGUGAGCAGCGCAAUGGAAUGGACCACCGUCGGAUACGAGACCACGGAGGGGAGUCGCUCCAUGCAGGUGCCUUUGAACGACUGCUGGAAGUUCUCGGAAGAGGAGGUCAACACCGUGUUCUUGUCGCGGCCGUGUCGACUAUUCACUGCGAUCGGCUGCACUGGCCGGAGUACCAUGCUCAACCCAGGCCUUCACACCUCCUCCGACCCGAUUCCCUUCAUCGACAGUAUCGAGUGUUACUAG